CAAAGUUACCACGCUGGUCACCCUAUUCUCUAGUUUCAAUUUUUCUUUCAUUUGUCUAAAUUUGCAUCUCUCUCUUGGUACUAAAUGCUAAUGUACUAAAUGCAAAUGUUUUCCUUUUACACUGGUUGUUCCUUUUUUCUUUUUUGUAAAUAAAUUUACUUCUAUUCUAACCAGCAAACACAACUGUCUUGGUAAGAUUCGUUUCCAAAUUCUCCACCGAAUUUUGUUCAAUAAAAUUCCAUUGUUUGGCAAACUCCUUUUCUAAAACAUCUUGUUUUUUUUUCUUUCUUUGGUUUUUUUUCAUACAACUCCGAGGAGAAAUUAUUCCUGCAUUAAAGAAUAUUAUUUCCUCGUUUCGGCAACAACUAACCCUCCCAGCUUUUCCAGAAAAUCCGUUUAGGCGUGUUCAUUUUGGUCCAUCGUACCGGAUAAUUGGAUAGCUGUUGCAAAUUCCACAAAUUAAAUUUCUUCGCUUCAUCAAUUUCAUCAAAAAAAGAACCAUGCCUAAAUCGAACAGCUCCAGUCGCAUCAGUCAUUCCCGUGCCAACCAAGCUCCUCACAGAAAGGGACGUUUCCUCUGCCGUCUGUGCCAGCGUCCGCAUCCAUUACGAUUGUGCAGGAAGUUUUUAGAUAUGACCAUGGCGGAUCGGCUGAAUGCUGUACGGCGGCAUAAAUACUGUGUGAACUGCCUGGCUCACGGACACUCACAUGGUACAUGCUUUAGCGAUCGCGGCUGCCAUCACUGCCACAAAUUCCACCACACAUUGCUGCAUGUGAACCCCAAGCUCCGUGACCAGCUUCUGCCAGGAAAUUCGUCGUCUCGGUCCCAAUCUCGCUCGGUGUCACCACAGCCAUCUACAUCAACGAGAUCUACUUAUCGCGCUGUUGAACGUACUAGGCCCGCCGUUUCGUCCCAAGGAUCCCUAACAUCAUUGAUCCACAAGAACACUAUAAUAUUAUUGCCCACAGUUCUGGUUCGGAUCGACGCGAAAGUGAUGGCCCGAUGCUUGCUGGAUUCGGGUUCGUUGGUGAGCCGCAUAGCCCGGGGUUUCGCCGACAAGCACAAGUUAGCGCGGCUUACUUUGAGGGAGGAGACCAUUUGCGCGCUUACACUCUACUCUAGGCAUGAUUCGUCCGUGAAGAUUGAGGGCACUUUUCGUGUGGAUAAUCGGAUCGCGAUGAAGACUCCACUCGAAUCACUUCCGGAAGACUACCACAAGCACUUCCCGCAUUUGCUGUUCGCCGAUCCGGACUUCCACAAAUCUGCCGGCAUCGAUAUUGUCAUCGGAGUGGAUCUUUAUCCGAGGGUAAUGUCAGAAGGGGUGUAUUCACGCAGCGCCUUGCCCACUGCUCAGAGUACCAUUUUCGGGUGGGCGAUCUAUGGCUCCUGUUCGAACUGAACGAUUCAUUGUAUUUAUUAAUAUUUUCUUCGAAAUGAAUUCCACCAAUAAAUGAAGUUUCUCACAUGCACUAUUGUUUUUCCUCCUUCCCAAAAAGCACAAACUUUCCUUUUCAGCAUAUUUAGUAUCCAGUGGUUACAGACCUAGCGAAUCUAUGUGGCUGAGCUGUUCACACUGAAGGAAGACUGCAUCCUGGUACCAGCCCGUUUACCAUUAUAUAUAUCUAAUCUUUCAAUAUAUCAAUUUUUUUUUGUAAACAAGAGAGAGUGCUAGUUUUUGGUCUAAUUUCUUUAGUUGCAGUUACUGCAAGGGGGCCGGUAAUGUUAACGCCAAAGUUACCACGCUGGUCACCCUAUUCUCUAGUUUCAAUUUUUCUUUCAUUUGUCUAAAUUUGCAUCUCUCUCUUGGUACUAAAUGCUAAUGUACUAAAUGCAAAUGUUUUCCUUUUACACUGGUUGUUCCUUUUUUCUUUUUUGUAAAUAAAUUUACUUCUAUUCUAACCAGCAAACACAACUGUCUUGGUAAGAUUCGUUUCCAAAUUCUCCACCGAAUUUUGUUCAAUAAAAUUCCAUUGUUUGGCAAACUCCUUUUCUAAAACAUCUUGUUUUUUUUUCUUUCUUUGGUUUUUUUUCAUACAACUCCGAGGAGAAAUUAUUCCUGCAUUAAAGAAUAUUAUUUCCUCGUUUCGGCAACAACUAACCCUCCCAGCUUUUCCAGAAAAUCCGUUUAGGCGUGUUCACCUUCCAUAUUUCAUUAUUACCGUGCUUGGUGCAUCAAAUAUGUAAAAUCGCCCGCGAAUAUAUAUGGGAGCUAUAUCCAAAUCUUAACCGAUUUCUAAUUAAUUGGACACAUUUAUUAUUGCAACCAAAUUCCGCCACCCAUUCUGA
This is a messenger RNA of Musca domestica (house fly), 2287 nucleotides long. RefSeq lists its product as uncharacterized. Lineage: Eukaryota; Metazoa; Arthropoda; Insecta; Diptera; Muscidae. The coding region runs from base 501 to 1400 and encodes 299 amino acids. The record is from RefSeq and is a predicted model, not a curated record. The transcript is spliced from 2 exons.